Molecule: messenger RNA, 5156 nt
Organism: Conger conger (European conger)
Lineage: Eukaryota; Metazoa; Chordata; Actinopteri; Anguilliformes; Congridae
Product: lysosomal amino acid transporter 1 homolog
Exons: 8
Coding region: 365-1288 (307 amino acids)
Source: RefSeq, a predicted model, not a curated record
UAUUGACCUGACAUACCAGUCCCUUGAAGUUAGGUGACUGGAAGCUAUUUUUUUUGCUGUCGAAUGGUGCAUUUUGAUUUCUGAAAUAGCGUCAUCUCAGGCAGAAUGGGAAACCUUUGUGUAAACAUUCAGAGGAAAACAAACCGGCGGCUCACGGCAAGACCUGAUAAAUGACAGCAGCCUAAGAAGAAACGCCACGCGUCUGUCUGUGGUCGAAGGCGUGGUGCGCAGAAGAUUAACUUGAAAGGUUGCAUCUCAUCAAUUGGAGAGCCCACAUGUACGGGGGAACAGAGAUAGGUGGCAGCUGAGCAACGAGGAACCAUCGAAGCUCUUUAGACGGAGAGAUCUGCUGUCGUUCACCUCAAUGGCCCAUGUUCGCUAUCCGGAGGAAAGGCCCGUCGAUGUGGCCACCAAUCUGUCUUCGGUGCUUGGCCAGCCACUAUGCGUCAACGGGACCCCUUGGAUUUUGUAUCUAUUUGAGGAAUGCGUCGAAAAUGUUUGGGAAUACUCAAGCGUCGUCAUUGGUCUCAUCUCAAUGUUUUGCUUCUUGUUAUCCACUCUGCCUCAGGUCUACGAGGCCUACAGAAACGGGAAGGUAGAGGAGGCCAUGUCUUUCGGUUUCUUGCUCUUCUUAUUGAGUGGAGAUCUCAGCAACUUCACUGGCUGUUACCUGACCAACCAACUUCCCAUUCAGAUUGUGACUGCUGUGUUCUACAUCUUCACUGAUGUCAUUCUCGUGUCCCAGUUCCUGUACUACAAGAUCAAAAACAGACGUGCUCGAAAAAACCCCUUCCUGAAGUGGAUCUGUUUCUUGUGGUGUGGAGCUGCCACCAUGGGCUGCAUGGUGCUCCCAAAGCUGAUUGAAGACCGCAAAGUCAAUACUGUUGAACCGAAUCCAUUGAACAGCGUUGCGAUCUCUGGCUAUGUCUGUGGAUACCUAGCCUCCAUAUUUUACCUGGCCUCACGUCUUCCCCAGCUCCACAAAAACUUCAAGAGACAGUCAACGGAGGGCACCUCCUAUUGGCUGUUUGCUCUGGCUAUGCUGGGGAAUGGAACCUAUGGUCUGAGCCUCAUAGUGGUGCUGCCUGCGCUGAAAGGGUCCAAAAGCCUCUUCAUCCUGAACCACUUGGCAUGGCUAAUUGGAAGCCUGGGGGUUCUCUUCCUGGAUUUCUUUAUCUCUGCCCAGUUUAUCUUGUACAGGAAGCGGAGUCCUUCUUUGCCCAAUCACUUUUCCAUGAAGAAGGUUCCGGAAGUGGAGCCCCUGCUUUGUGAGGAAGAAGAGGCAUGAACGCUGCAGUUUACUGGUCAUGUGAAAGUUCCAUAACAGUUCCUCUGCAUUUACUGUGGAAUCUGACUCCACAGAAUCGUGGGAUAGAACCCUUCACAUUGAAAUGGGUCAUAUGAAUAGUUCUCCAUUAGAUACAAGUACAACGCAGCUAUCAAAUACUGUGUUUCCCCUAGGAUUUUGUCCCGCAGCAGUGCAUGGGCAAUGUUACAUUCUCUAUUCUGCCAUCACUGAUCGCACUGACAGCCUAAUAUCUCUUCGAUGAGUUGAAUGGUAAUAUCUCCUCCGUUCCGGCUAGUUGUUGCACAGACUAUAAAGUUUAAAUGGAUACUUGUAUUUAAUAAGUCUAAUGGGUUCGCCACCACCAGACACAUAAUACUACAGUGUGACAAACUGAACCAUUUUAUCGGAUGGGGGACAAAAAAUGUCCCAUAUAUAUUUAGGCAAUAAAUCAUGUCAAGGAGUGGUAUAUAGAAAUUUUAUGGGGCGACAUUGACAUUGGCGACAUGGAGGUGAUAAGAGCAGCCGUCUGGCAGUCGGAGGGUUGCUGGUUUGAUCCUGCCCAGUGUGUGCUGAAGUGUCCCUGAGAAAGACACCUAACCCCUAAGUGCUCCUGAUGAGCUGGUUGCUGCCUUGCCUGGCAGCCCAUUGCCGUUGGUGUGUGAGUACAUGGAUGAAUGGGUGAAUGAGAAGCAUCAAUUGUAAAGCGCUUUGGACAAAGGCGCUAUAUAAAUUCCAACCAUUUACCAUUUACCACCUAAGGGGCGUUGUUCAUUCCAAGGUGGUUGUGAAAAAAUUUCUAUAUUCCACUGCCUGGAGUGAGUUAUUGCUUUCAUAAAACGGUUGCCAAACAUAAUAAUAUAGAUGUUAUAAUAUAUUAUAUAGACAUAAUCCAACUAAAACAGUUUGUAUUAACAAUUUAAAUACAACCACUUCCUUGUCAAUUAUUAUUGUAAGUAGUACCAGGUGGUUGCUAUGCAACGUUCGUAAACUCGUAACGUUGUUCUGCCAAACUCGCUAGCUAGUUAGUUUGCAAGCUAUCAUGAGUGAGCAAAUAAGAGUUUAUGCCUUUUUGAUGUUUAUUUAUAACAUUGUGCAAACACUGAAACUGUUCAACUUUAGUAGGAUCACGUUGCGUAGGUCUACUCGGUCUACGCGCUGCUCUGCUUUCUCCGGUCCAGUUUCCAUGAUUCGGUCACCUUAAAGCUCUCGCACUUCUGCCUGCUCACACAUGUCUCUCGCAAAUCAAGACCCUCAUCGGAUAGUUUAUGAAUCACAUGGAAACGGCGGAAGUGUGUAGCUCUGCGUCCCUGCUUGCUUGCAAAUUUUGGGCAACACUGUUGCAAGGUGACUGACAUGCAUCGUCUUACAUCUAUCUAACGGUUUCUAAUUUUGACUCGAAUGGCUGCUUCAUCGCGGAGUGAUACUUGAAAUAGAACUGGAAACAAGUAUUAGAACGCACAGCAGUGGUAUAUAGAAAAUGUAUCUCUACUAUGAACCAAUCAGAUUGCGAGGUUUGUCCUGCCCGUUUUAUAAUACAUUUAUAAAUACUUAAACGUAUUUAUUUUUUUAAUCUAUUAGAAGAGCACAAAAUGUACUUGAAAUUGCUCCAUUAGAUGUUUUUUUACAAUUCCAGAUGUAUUUAAAAAUGUGUACUUUGGUGACUAUUUGUGCCGUUUUAUGGUUCUGUCAAACCAUGCGUGCUUUGUGCACAGAGAAGAGUCAUGUUUGUUCCACGUUGAACCCUCCAUUCCACUCCAAUCCAGACACAGCAAUGGUUAUCAUCUGUAUCUUUUGUAAUUGGAGAGAUGGCUGCAAAAUAUCUGGCAUUUAAGACAUUUCACUUUUUUACUGAUGCUUGUGUUGACGUACAUGUUGGUGCAAUAUCACUUUAGAGUGGGGUGCCAUGUCAUGUUAGUGAUGCAAGUACAUUUACAGUAUACUAGAACACUAAGCAGACAGUGGCCAUGUGCAGUAUGCAUAUGGAUGUAGAUAAGCAAUGGGAAGUGACUGUUUACAUGGUUCUUUUAUUGAAAUGAAGAGCCUGAAUCAACUCUAAUAUGAACUAUUUCCAUAUGUCAAAUUAGGAUUCUAUUUGUGUGAUUGUUCCUUUAAUGCAGGCUUAUACCGUUGGACCGCGAUAGAGGAGUGAAGUCCACUGUGCCUUGUUGGUCUGUCUAUUUUCAGUUUUGUAAUUGUGCAUACAUAGUGUGGCUUGGCAUGAGUGUGGCCCUAGUCAUAGUUCAUAGUCUUCCAAGAUGUCCUGUAUGCUCCCGUUCCCCAGGAAAGUCUGACAGCCCUGGUGAUUUUGGUGUAAAUGAAAUUAGCAGAGUAAUAACAAUAAGAUGGUUAUAAUGGUGAAGUAUUGGAUCAGAGGCCUUGGUGAAAUUGGAGUGGCCUUAAGUAGUGGGUGUGAGGAAGUGACUUUUGAGCUCAUCCAACUGGUGCAGCGUAAGUCUCAAGUGAAAUAGGUGGGUUUGCUGCCAUUGAAUAGUAUUCUGGCAAAGCCGGUGUAACCGGUUUCCUUUCUGCAGUCGUUUUUAUACUGACUGUAAUUCCUGUACUGUUUUACAUUUGGUUUUGAAUGGCAUUCUGGUGCCAAAUAUUAUGUCCUUGUUACAUGCAAUGGGCUCCUGAAUUAUUAGCACUCUUGAUAAAUAUGUGCACAAAAUACUGUAAACCUAAAAAAUAGUGUAGUGUGUAGACGUGUAGUGUGCUUUUGAUUCAAUGGAAUCAACCAAAGUCUUAAAUUUUCCUGUCCCACUUUAUGUUAAGUACCUCAAAUACCUGUGUACUUAUAUGGUAACGGAGUAAGUACCAAGUAACUAGUGUCAGUACACACUGAUUCAUAGUGUCUAGAGCUCUAAUACCUGUGUAAUUCCGCAUACACUCAGUGAGCAAUUUAUUGGGCGAAGAAUUGUGAUCUACUGUAAGUGACUUUGACCGUGGAAUGAUUGUUACUGCCAGACAGGGUGGUUUGAGUAUCUCAGAAAUUGCUGAUCUCCUGUGAUUUUCACGCACAACAGUCUCUAGAGUUUGCAGAGAAUGGUGCGAAAAAGAAAAACAUCCAAUGUGUAGCAGUUCUGCAUGCAAAAACACACUGUUACUGAGAGCCGUCAGAGGAGAAUGGCCCGACUAGUUGAAAGUGACAGUAACGCAAAUAUCCACGCAUUACAACAGUGGUACGCAGAAGAGCGUCUGAACACACAAUGCAUCAAUCCUUGAAGUGGAUAGUAGCAGAAAAAAUAGCUGUGAUAAAUAAAGUGGGGUGCAAUACUUUGGGCACCCCUGGUUAAAAUGUCUGUUACAAUUAAUCUGUUUGUGAUCAAAAGCAAACCUGAUAAAUGGUACAGAGUUAAACAUGAGACCAUGUUCCAUUAUAAAUUAUUAAAAAGGGAAAAGAGCCUUUUUUCUUUAUUUUUACUUUGAGUACCAAUCAUUUUGGUGCUGACCGUAUAUAAAAUGAGUAUCAUUCCUUUUGGCUCCAGGUCAAUACUUCCAUGCUUAAGUGAUAGAAACCUCCAUUUUAAGUUCAUAGAGCAGGACAGCAUUGUUUGGCAUUGUUUUGUGUAUUUAUGUUCUGGUGAAAUGUAAUUAUUUUCCUGAAAAUUAGGUCAAUGGUUUCAUACUUGAGCAAUUGAUCCCUGUAUUGUGCAUUUGAAAUAACCAGAUUAUAUUUAUACCCCAGGUUAAUUGUACAGUAUUUGGUAUUUGUAUUUUAUAUUUUUAUCUCUGAAAAGCAUUACAGUUACUUUAUAAACAUUUUUUUAAUGAAAACUGUUUGCAUAUGUUUUAUUUAUCCUUCAGUGCUAAGAUAUGCCACUUUAAUAACAUGAUAACUGCGAACGAAUAAAGUGCAAUAUACUCAAAA